Messenger RNA from Cryptomeria japonica (Japanese cedar), 963 nucleotides. RefSeq lists its product as uncharacterized. Bases 1 to 963 code for a protein of 320 amino acids. The record is from RefSeq and is a predicted model, not a curated record. The transcript is spliced from 2 exons. NCBI's taxonomy places the organism in Eukaryota, Viridiplantae, Streptophyta, Pinopsida, Cupressales, Cupressaceae.
AUGUACAUAGUGACUAAAUCAGAUUUAGAAAACAAAGAGAAAGAAUAUCAGAAGAUGGAGGAAGAAAUUGUAAAUCUAAGAAAGGAACUUGAAAAGCGCAAAGAUGAACUCAAGUUGAGAACCAACUAUGAGGGUAGCACUGAUGCUCUAGAUAAAAUGUUGAGCAAGCAAAAGCACUCCAAAGACACAAAGGGUGUUGGACUUGAGGCUGGACAAUGUUUUAACAGUAAAGAUUCAUCAAACAAAGAGAUACUCUUCACCUCUUCAAGUGAGAGUGAAGUCAAACAAACCUUCCCAGUCAGCAAGCCCAAUGAGAAGAAGACAUAUGUUGUUGCUACAAAGAAUAAAUCAAGGAACCCACAUGCUGAUCCAAAAAGAAAAGCCAAGAUGGAUGAUGGAGAAUUCGACAAAGUAAGAAAAGAUUUCAAGAAAUACAAGAAGUCGGUGAUAAAAGAGCAUGACUCACUAAACAAGAAUAUUGAAGAAUCAAACAAUAAUCUUGUUGCCUUGACCACUUCAUUGGAUGAAGAUAAAAGAAUGUACGAAGUGACUAAAUCAGAUUUAGAAAACAAAGAGAAAGAAUAUCAGAAGACGGAGGAAGAAAUUGUAAAUCUGAGAAAGGAACUUGAAAAGUGCAAAGAUGAACUUGAGGUGAGAACCAAGUAUGAGGACAACACUAAUGCUUUAGAUAAAAUGUUGAGCAAGCAAAAGCACUCCAAAGAUAUAGAGGGUGUUGGAGUUGAGGGUGGACAAUGUUCUAACAGUAAAGAUUCAUCAGACAAAGAGAUACUCUUCACCUCUUCAAGUGAGAUUGAAGUCAAACAAACCUUCACAGUCAGCAAGCUCAAUGAGAAGAAGACAUAUGAUUCUGCUACAAAGAAUCAGUCAAGGAACCAACAUGCUGAUCCAAAAAGAAAAGCCAAGAUGGAUGAUGGAGGUUUCACAAGAUUCAAGGAUACAUGA